Molecule: messenger RNA, 1879 nt
Organism: Anopheles cruzii
Lineage: Eukaryota; Metazoa; Arthropoda; Insecta; Diptera; Culicidae
Gene: x16
Product: serine/arginine-rich splicing factor 7
Exons: 3
Coding region: 62-778 (238 amino acids)
Biological process (GO): mRNA splicing, via spliceosome
Cellular component (GO): nuclear speck
Molecular function (GO): zinc ion binding; RNA binding
Source: RefSeq, a predicted model, not a curated record
CGUACCUUGGCGUCCAGGACGCGUGUGUUGUGUUACAUUUUUUCGCUUGGCUCAGCAAAGUAUGUCCAAGAUGUCUCGCUACCCGCACGACGCCAAGGUUUACGUCGGUGAGUUAGGUAACAACGCCAGCAAGCAGGAUAUCGAGGAGGCGUUCGGAUACUACGGGCCGCUGCGGAACGUAUGGGUCGCCCGCAAUCCGCCCGGGUUCGCGUUCGUUGAGUUCGAGGAUGCGCGCGAUGCCGAGGACGCGGUGCGCGGACUGGAUGGGCGGACGAUUUCCGGACGCCGAGCGCGGGUCGAGCUGUCGACGGGUCGCGGAGGACGCGGCGGUGGUGGUGGCGGCCGUGGCGGACCGCCCCGCGGUGGAGGUAAAGGAGGCGGCGGUGGUGGCGGCCGGUUCCAAUCGGAUGACCGGUGCUACGAGUGUGGCGGACGGGGCCAUUUCGCCCGCGACUGCUCGCGCCGCCGUGGCCGCAAAAGAUCUCGCAGCCGUAGCCCGCGCUCUCGCUCGCGUGAGCUAAAGACGCGCUCGCGCAGCUACAGCCGUUCCCGCAGCCGUUCCCGCGAACGUGGGUCGCGCACCAAGACGACACCAAAGCGUGCGGGCGCCCAGAACCAUCGCUCGCUCAGCCGUGGCGCUAGCAAAUCGCCACGCCGCGCGGUGACCAGAAGCCCAUCGAGAAGCCGCUCGCGCACGCCGAAGCGCUCGGUAUCGCGCUCCCAGUCGCGCUCCAUGUCGCGAUCGCGGUCUCGUCACCGCAACGGUGACCACGAUUAAAAGUGCAGCCUCAGCCAGCCGGCCACACUCACUGCUGUGUGCCGUUCCCCGAAGAAGAUGAUCCUCAACCUCAGCUACCUUGGCCGGGUGGCCAGAGAGAAUGUACCCGGGAAUGCACGAAGAGUGGCCGGAUGGGGCACGGUCUGGUAGAAUGUAAUCCCCUUUUGUCAACAAAACACCUACCCUUAUUCAACUCGUAGCCACCCAGAGUUCGGAUGGCGGAAUUUCAAACCCCCCCUACCGAACGGAUGGACCAAAAGAUUUUGCGACCGCUUGAUCGCGUCACAUACAACAAAAGCAUGCAUCAACAGUAACAGGGAGCGUGUGCAAGACCACCGAGCAAGCCAGAACGAGAGCAGUGGCCAGAGAGGAGAGCAGGGUUUAUAAUUUAUAGACAAAAACACAGUAACGUAUCGGCUAAGAUUAUGCAGAUUAAGCUCUCGUAAGAGAUUCACAAGUUCAAACUCCCAGCGGGCGCCCCCCCCCUUUGGGGCCAGCAACUAACCGUGUUCUCUCUAGCGCGUGUUUGUUGCGAUGCAACCGUCAUCCAUUGCUCACCGACGACAGAGGGCCAACACCCCUCCGUUUAGAUUCAGAAAACCUUUUUUGCCACGCAGAUCUGCACGAUUUUUCAAGUUCUCUGACGCUGCCGAACGAUGUCCUUCGAUGAACCGCAGGUCUGUAGUGGACACGAACGCAUCGGUUUGUAAACGGCAAGCCGGAAAAGAAAUCGUAGAAGAAGCCACCCGCCAAUCAUCGAUCUGUGUGAACAUUUUAAUGCCGUGUCGACGAGGCCCAAGCCAGCUUUCCUUUCCAUCACUUCAUACAACAGGCUGAACGAUUAUUUGUUUAUGAUUUGUAAUUACAAUAUGUACGGUUUGAUUUACGUGACGACGAAUAGGUAAGCGUUUAGCAUUGAGUGUAUAUGAAUAAAUCUAAUCCGAUAAACGAAAGUCUCGAUAUGGCCGGUCUGUUUGGGUUUGCUUACAUGAUCAGUAAUAGCACUUUGCAAGUCACACCCGAAACAACUGAGACCAGUACUCUACUGUAUUGUUUGGUGAAAUAGUCUGGUAUUGGCACAAAAAAUAAAUAUAACCUUUA